Molecule: messenger RNA, 1461 nt
Organism: Centropristis striata (black sea bass)
Lineage: Eukaryota; Metazoa; Chordata; Actinopteri; Perciformes; Serranidae
Exons: 5
Coding region: 321-1346 (341 amino acids)
Biological process (GO): response to bacterium
Source: RefSeq, a predicted model, not a curated record
CUUAAAAAGGAGUGAAUUGAAAAAUGACAGAAUUGAACUGUACCCAAAGAGUUAUUUUAAAUAAAACUUGUCAUUUACAGGAGACCAGUACAAGUAACAAAGUCAAAUAAGUCAUGACCAAAAAGUCUCUCUCAAGACCUAUUUUGAGUAAUUUGAUCUCUCUCAAUACAAUGCAUUCAAGGCAGCACUGAACAUGUGAUCAGUGCUUCCAAAUCAGGAAUUUAGGUGUUGCUUCUCGUUAGCCAAUCAAAAAGAGUCUUCUCUCUAAAGAUUGUAGUGCGUAUUGAGAGCCAUUCAUUCAACGCAGCAUUGUGAACACGAUGACACCUCCAGGAUUUGCUUUGCAUCUGACAUGUCUGUUCUUGGGAACAAUAGCUCAAAUGCCAAAUGGGGAAUCAUCCUUAUAUGUGAGACAAGACAGUGGGUUUUAUUCAGCUGAUGUUGGCAACAACGUGACUCUGAAAUGUUUCUAUGAAGGUGUUGCAGUGAUGUUUUACUGGUAUAAGCAAACUCUGGGACAGACACCACAGCUCAUGUCCACAUUCUAUAAACAUCAAGAAAUAGGCACCUUCCGUAAUGAAUUCAUGAACAAUCCGCGCUUCACACUUAACACAGGAAAAGGUAAAAAUCAUUUGACAAUCUCCAAUUUACGGAUUUCAGACGCCGCCACUUACUAUUGUACAGCUUGCUAUGCAGAUGAUUUUGAAUUUGCAGAGGGUGCUACUCUAGACAUAAAGGGUUCAGGUUUGAAUGUCCCAGCUUUGGUCCAUCAGUCAGCGUCUGAGACCGUCCAGCCAGGAGGCUCUGUGACUCUGAACUGUACAGUCCACACUGGUGGAGAACACAGUGUUUUCUGGUUCAAGAACUCUGAAGAAACUCAUCCAGGACUCAUUUACACCCAUGGAGGCAGGAAUGAUCAGGGUGAGAGGAACACACAAACACACAGCUGUGUCUACAACCUGCCAAUGAAGAGCCUGAAUCUGUCUCAUGCUGCAACCUACUACUGUGCUGUUGCAACAUGUGGGCACAUACUGUUUGGAGAUGAGAGAAAGGACCUAGAGCAUGAAGUUGACUCUUCUGUCUUGGUGUAUUUCUUGAGUGGAGCUUUGGCGUUCACCACCAUCCUGGUUGUUUUAUUGGCGUAUGCAGCAUAUACAAUGAAGAACAAAAACUGCUGCCAAUGUACAGACUCAAGAUCUUCAGCUGUCUCAACUCCAAAUGCGGUGGAAUAUCAAGAUUCCGAUCACCUCCAUUACGCCGCUUUGAGGGGACACAAGGUCAACAGAUCAACCAGACAAAAGGAAGACACGCUGAGUGAAUGUGUGUACUCCAGUGUAAGGCAUUAGACCUCAUUUAUACUCUGUUUCUGCUCAAAAAGGAAUGUGUCCAUCAAGCUAUAGCAUGUCUGAUUUCUGAAAUAGGAGCAUUGCUGUCAGAUAAAUGUAAAUUCUUGUCUUGCAA